AAACCAAAAGCUUAGCGAAAAAACUCUUCCUCUUUGUUACAGGUAUAGGUAACGAGGUCCGGUGUCGGCUCUUCUAUGGUUUCUUAUUCUUCGUAGCAACAAAUCCAACCAAAAUCUAGGGUUCGUGGAUCAUGGCGUCUCUUCUUCUUUCAAACUCAAUUGUCUCAUCUCCUUUUCUCGGCAAGAACCUUUCAGUUGAUGGGAAUUUAAGGAAGUCGAGACUAUGCGCGUUGGUAGUUAGGAGGAGCCCUAGAUGUGCUGCUGCUGAUGCAACGUUUGGGGGUAACAUCCCAAAAUUCCCUCGCAGUAAUGUUUGGGAUCCUUACAAGCGCCUUGGUAUAACUACUGAUGCUUCUGAAGAUGAAGUCUGGAGUUCUCGCAACUUUCUUUUAGAUCAGUAUGCCGGUCAUGAGAGGAGUGCGGAGUCAAUAGAAGCGGCUUUUGAGAAGAUACUUAUGACAAGCUUCCAGAACAGAAAAAAAACAAAAAUCAACUUAAAAACAAGGCUAAAGAAGAAAGUAGAGGAGUCUCCACCUUGGGUUCAGAACUUACUUAGUUUUGUGGAACUUCCUCCCAAUAUCAUUAUCCUUAGAAGAUUGUUUCUGUUUUCGUUUAUGGCAGUCUGGAGUGUGAUGAACUCUGCCGAUGGUGGUCCUGCAUUCCAGGUAGCCCUGUCUUUGUUUGCUUGCAUCUACUUCCUCAAUGACAAGUCAAAGAGCAUAGCAAGGGCUUCUGUUAUCGGAUUUGGAUCCCUUGUGGUUGGGUGGAUUUGUGGUUCUUGUCUGGUACCCAUAAUUCCUGCAGCCCUUUUGCAACCAACUUGGACCUUGGAGCUCUUGACUUCACUGGUGGUAUACAUCUUUCUCUUUCUUGGAUGCACCUUUCUUAAAUGAAACAUAUCCUUAUUUUGUCUUAGAUUUCAUCUUCACUUCAGACACAAAACAAGAUUAAUUCCAAUUUGCUUCUGUUGAUCUCCUC
This is a messenger RNA of Cynara cardunculus var. scolymus (artichoke), 978 nucleotides long. RefSeq names its product protein CHAPERONE-LIKE PROTEIN OF POR1, chloroplastic. Gene Ontology annotation, cellular component: chloroplast membrane. Bases 132 to 893 code for a protein of 253 amino acids. The transcript is spliced from 5 exons. The record is from RefSeq and is a predicted model, not a curated record. Lineage: Eukaryota; Viridiplantae; Streptophyta; Magnoliopsida; Asterales; Asteraceae.